GCGACUUUAGAGCACUAAGUGAUUUGCUCCGUUUAGUACGAGUAUCUAACAGUAUGCGCGCUCACAUGCUCCCUGGUGAGGCGCACUACAUGUACAACACACAAACACACAUGUGUAUGCGCACAGAUUGCUGUUAGAUACUUUUUUUCCCUAAUUUGGCUCAACAACAGCAACAACAACAACAACAAGGAAUAAUGAACAAUGAGCUGGUUGACAGCCUCGACGACAACGAUAGCCACACAACGAAGUCAGUCUAAUAAUGUAACUCAAGUCGUGGUGUACGCUCGAGCUGUGCUUGCGAACAUUUGCAAAGUUUGUGUGUGUGUGUGUGAAUACAAACAACAAGAACAACAUAAAAGCAGCAAAUUUUUACUUUUUUCGGGGGAAUACGGAAAUGAACAAAAGAACAAAGUAUAUUGCAUAGAAUGCGUCGUACAAAACAACAACAACCGCACAACAACAUAAAGCCAAAAUAAUCGAUAAAACAGACAAAGUGUGAAAGCCGCUAAAAAAAAAGAUACAUUUGCGACGGGACGGUGCGGUGCGGUUUGCAAAAUAAAAUACAUAUAUACAAAAUAACAACAAAAAUGAAAUAAAAAUCUCGUGCUAAACAAAAAAGCAAAAAAAAAAUGCAAAAUUGCAUACAAAAGCAGUAGCAACAAACACAUAGCAGACACACACACAUCCAUAAAUCGUCGCUCAUGCAGACGCGUACCGUUAAAAGGAAAGGAAAAGUGCUCGUCGUUUCCUCUGAAAAUUGUUUAUGCACACGCAAACAAACACAUACAUACAUACAUCUAUGUAUAAUUGCAUGUAUAUGUAUGCGACGUAAGGGCCUAUGUUGCGUGUAGUUAUGUGGACUGCUGCUCGGUAAAGUCGAAAAUUUUCGAAAAAUCUCUGCGGUAUGUCUGUUGCUAUUAAAACAAAAAGUAACUGCGUGUGAUAAGCUAAAAAAGAGUUCAUAUGUUAUAUGCGAGCAUUGAAAUGUAUUGUAGUUGCACCAAAGUGACCUUUCACAGUUGGACACAACGAAGCGAAAUCAGACACACACCCCCAAACGGAGCAGCGGUUACAGGAGCUAUAACAGCAAAGGCAGCGGUGGCAAUUGUGGCAGCGGCAUAGCUAACAAAAGUAGCAACAACAAUAUCAGUAAAUACAACAACAACAAUAAGAAGAACAACAACAAUAUCAGCAAAUACAACAACAACAUUAGCAAGUAUAACGGCGGCGUCGUCGUCGCAUUUUGUAUCCUGUAAAGGCGCUGCUCACAAAAAUAUGAAAAAAUCGAUGCCAGACUCCGAUACUUCAGCAAAUCCAAGUCAAAAUAGCAACAGCAAUAGCAACAGCGGUGGAAGCGUUAGCAGCAGUGUUAAGACGGCAGUAAAAUCUACACAACAACAACAGCAAUCAUAAUAACAGCGCUGUCAAUUGCAUUGCAGCAUUGAAUUCUUCAUUCAUUCAUCAUUCAACGCACAGCAACUUUUGCUAUAUAUUUUCCCUGAUUUCAUUUGCGGUGCUGCGGAAAAAUUUCUGUUUCGCUGGGCAUAAAAGGAAAAGCCAGAAAUUUGUUGUUACAUGCAUACGAGAUACAUACAUACAUACAUACAAAUGUAGUUGUUGAUUUUCCGGAAUUUUAUAAAUUAUUAUACUACGCUUAUAAUAAAAUAAAAUAAAGUAAGAAUAAUAAACAAAUAAACACAAAAAUAAUGGCCACUUCCUCGGAUUUAUUGCAUACAAAUGAAGCGAAUGAAUCGAAUAACGGUUCAGAUGAAUCGAUUAGCAAUUGUGCAAAUUCCAGUAUUGUAGCGGAAACGCAAGUCGAUGAAGAAUCAAUACACGCCACUAAUGCAGAUUCCGAAGCAGCAACGUCACCUGGUCACGUCCACGAAAACGAAGACGUUGACACCAAAGCGGAUUUUGGUGCAACACCGUGUCACGAAAAGACGCAGCAGGCCAAGACGGUGGCGGUGGACGAGCAACAGUCACAGCAGCAGCAACAGCAGCAGCUCGAGCCAGUGGAUUCAUCAACACCUGCUGUUUCACCCUCCACACACACAGCACAGCGUCCGGAGGCGCAAGGCAAUUUUUCACCAGACGAAAUACCCGAACCUAUUAAGGUGCUAGAUGAUAUAAUCUCGGAAUUCGAAGAUACAUCAAAGCCAGCGAAUGCAGGUGGUAAUGGUGAAAAUCAAUCUGAGGAUGAUGGUUACAUGAGCCUUAGUCGCAAGAACAUGCAUAAGCAAGAUUUCGAGAACAUCUCCCAGAGCAGUAUUGGCAGUAAUGUACCACCAAUUAUCACACCAACUAAAGAGUUUCACGAAUUUAACAACACUACAGAUGUUACCUGCCAAAGUCUGGAAACACCUGCCGAACAAAGUAUUAUACAAUCCACAUUGCCAAAAGCGCGUCCGGCUUCUGCUUUGACGAGCAACAACUAUUCCAGUCUGCCAUGUUGCGGUGCGCGCUCCACAUCGUUGGAUGGUAAAACUACGCGUGGUGUUAGCUGUAACGGUGAACGUAAUAAGCUCGGUAUUGAUAUCAGUGCGGUACAUAAUGCGGUACUACGUGGUGGAUUGGCGAAACUGCCAGAGCCAAUCUUAAAUGAACAUCCCGUAACAAUAUACCCCGGUCGUUAUUCACCACCUACCGAGAAUAAACGCGUCUCCAAUCGUCCACAACGCAUACUAUCCUCCGUUGAGAAACACAAAGAAGUUUGCCAUAUACUUAAUCCUUUGUCUUCGAUAUCCUCUUCAUCGUCGUCGUCUAGUUCGAAUUGUAUUGGUCUGAUGGAAAAUAAACCAUUGGAUCUAUCUAAUAAUAUUAUGAAAAAGCCAUAUAUACGUAAGGAUAACAUUGCAAAUGAAUUUAGGUUAGUAAGUGAAGAUGAUUUCUCGGACGAUUCGAUUGAAGAGCAAUCAUUAUCGCCAAUUACAUCGCACUCCUCACCACACAAACAAACCGGUAUUGCGUGGGAAAUACAUUUUAAGAGUAACAAAAAGAAGUCGAAAAGUUCGGCGAAGAAGAAACCGACACGAAAGCAUACUGCCGAUUGUGUUGCCAAAACGGAGAAUGGUGUUUAUCCCUUACCAAUUGUGGCUAGUGACGUUUAUUACACGAAAGAAAACAAUCGCGCUUAUCGCCGCGAACCGAUUGUUAUAGACGCCUUGGAUGGGUCAGAACAAUGCACAGCAACCGCUGGAGAUAUUUUAAAUCACUGCAUGUAUCGCCAUCCCAAUACGAGUAUGUUGGGUAAAGGUACAUUUAUCAUACGACGACCCACGAAUAAACCACCAACAGCUAUGGAUAUAUUCCAAACGGAUACUGAAGCGUUAGAUGCACGAGACCAAAGCGACUAUGAAGAGUUCUCGUCAAUGGAAGGUCACGAGAACUGUAGGCCGAGUGAGACAUUAGGCGCGAAUGUAAGGCAUAGCGGAGAAUUAAUAGCGCCACCAGGACCAACCUUGCCAUCACCGCGUGAUCGUCUCUCUUUAAAUCUCGAACCACAAUUACCAAAUAUUUUUACCAAAGAAAUGCUGGCUGUGCAUAAAGGCGAUCGCUCAUCGUCUGAAGAACUCCUUGCUCCCGUUAAGAAGACAUCACUCAACAGAGAGCCAAAGAGACGUAGCACCGAUUCGAUCAACACAAAGUCUUCGAGCUAUGAAGAAGCUGAGGAAAAUGGGCCAAACGAAGUUGUUAACUUAUUUUCGAGCAAGAAUAGUUUUGAUCCGUGCAAUAUGUACGGAUACAAGAAUGAUACAGCAGUCUGUUUAAAAGGACAAGAGUUUUCGGAUCUACGCUCUUCAACAACAACGACUCCACGCACAGAUCUCGCACCGACACUUGAAGAGGAAGAGGAGCAAUACAGUGACUUCAGCUACAGUGGAGCGCCAAGUAAAGAUAUUGACAAGGCCGAUAGCAAUAUAAUAGCCGCGGUACGCAUUGUUGAAGGUGGUGCACAUCAUAAACGUCCACUCGAAUUUCGUCCCGGUGUGCAUAAGUCUGAGAGUGCCAAGGAGAUGUUAUUAUCUCAAAGCGCAUUUGGUCCAUUGCCGCCAUCGCCACCAUCAUCAAAUCCCGAUUUAUUCGACUAUGAUGCUCUGCCACUGCCACCAUCUCCAAAAGAUCCGAUCCUAGCAACGAACGAGAGCAAUCGUAGUCUUGGUAAAGGUUUUAUGAAAACGACAACUGCCGAAAUUCACACACCCUCCUCGUUGGGUGGCGAGGAACGACGAAAUCGUGACAAUAUGAGCGCUUUGCGUUAUCUCAGCAACGAAUUGCCACCUUUACCACCGCCUGCUUUUGAAAAUAUGGCACCGGUUGUGCCGCCACAUCGUGGUCAUUCGGCAAAUACGAUGAAAUCUUGGUCCAUCGAUUCCCAUUACAAGAAGAAAUCACCGAAAAUGUUAGGUUAUGGUAGUGGUAUUACUACACCAACGGGUUCGCAAUACGAUGGUUCGUACUCAACGAAGCGUUACGUUUCCUAUGGCACAAAACGUAGUUUGAAACAGUCACCACGUGAAGAAUUGCGUUUGCAAACUUCAUGUAGUUUGCCGGAGACACCGAUUUUCGCACGAGGAAGCUGUGACAUACCGCGUACACCCUUCCGACGUCAACCCGAAAGUGCCAUAAGUGGUUCGCGUACAGCGCCUCGUUCUAGCACAUCACACAGUAUUAAUAUGGGUAACACGAUGGGUGGAAUACCAGGUGGUGGCAACACCUUUGGCGCUGGCAUGUGCCGCCAACGUUCCAUGAAUCAUGCACUUGCCUCGAAUGAGAUGCUGCGCUUAGCUGGCGCACCGGCACGCGGCUGGUAUCCCAAACAACGUACUAUGCGUCCAGCUUCUACAGAGAAUAUUGAUCGUCUCAGUUCGUCGCGUGUUUGGGAUAGUGCAGCUGGUAUGUCUGGCACGGGUCAGUCGAGAAAACCAUUGACUUUACCGCCAAAUUUGACGCCAUCGUUUCUCAAUAAAUCACCAAGAGAAGCUCUGCGUCGUGUAACAAGUCUUUUGAUUGCGAAGAAAAAAAACACUAAAGAGCGCAAGGGCAAGCCAUAUUCGGAUACCACACUUGAUGGACAUCUACCAUUUGAACAAGAAACUGCACUCCCACCCACGCCCAAGGAGCAGGCGCGCAAUUGUAACAAUACGUCACAGAAGCCUCAGAAGAAAAAAGGCCUUUUUAAAAGCUUAUGGAAAAAAACCAAACACUUUUCAUUAGAUCAAUAAGUAACAAACAACAACAAUAACAGCAAAUAUGCAAUUCAUUAAAUAUUAUACAAUUAGCACACAAAAACCUACAUACCUACCCAUCCAUCCAGCGAAACUGAGGAAAAACUUAGACUACCACAAACACACACAUACCCACCCACACACAUAUACAUACAUACAUACACAACUAACCGUGUUGCACAACCGAUUGACAACUAUUUAUUAUCGUUAUAUACUCACAGUAAGCGUAAGUUAUAGGCCGUUGAUAUAUUGAUAUCAUACAUAAUAUACAUACAAACAUACAUACAUACAUACAUAAGAGUAUUGAACACAGCAGCCAGACAAAUUUUUACAUAAAAUAUACAAUACAUAAAUAUUAUUACCGACAA
Messenger RNA from Zeugodacus cucurbitae (melon fly), 5596 nucleotides. RefSeq lists its product as uncharacterized. Bases 1707 to 5225 code for a protein of 1172 amino acids. The record is from RefSeq and is a predicted model, not a curated record. Lineage: Eukaryota; Metazoa; Arthropoda; Insecta; Diptera; Tephritidae. The transcript is spliced from 15 exons.